This is a messenger RNA of Geodia barretti, 287 nucleotides long. The record is from the annotation of a GenBank genome assembly. Lineage: Eukaryota; Metazoa; Porifera; Demospongiae; Tetractinellida; Geodiidae.
GUGCCUACAACUAGGUUGUUUUACCUGCUAUUCUAGUGCUUAUAGGUUUGGGUUGAUUAUCCAAUCGGCUACUUGCUACUGAAGUAAGCUUGCUAGAGAACAGUAUGGCAACAGCAAUCCCUCUACUGAUGCUUGUAGCUGUUGGCCUUGCCAGCAAUGGUCUAUGUGAGAGCUAUCAAUACCAACCAACAGUCAGUGAUAGAGAUACGAAUUUAACUUGUUUUCCUGAUUCAUGGAAGGAGUUAGAGAAACACUAUAUUAUCAUGUUGAAGUCCAAAGACACUUGC